Molecule: messenger RNA, 1781 nt
Organism: Choloepus didactylus (southern two-toed sloth)
Lineage: Eukaryota; Metazoa; Chordata; Mammalia; Pilosa; Megalonychidae
Gene: LMX1B
Product: LIM homeobox transcription factor 1 beta
Exons: 8
Coding region: 207-1415 (402 amino acids)
Biological process (GO): regulation of transcription by RNA polymerase II; neuron differentiation
Cellular component (GO): nucleus
Molecular function (GO): RNA polymerase II transcription regulatory region sequence-specific DNA binding; DNA-binding transcription factor activity, RNA polymerase II-specific
Source: RefSeq, a predicted model, not a curated record
GCUGCUGCCGCCCCGGCCCGCCCGCAAGACGCCGGGGCCGGGGGCCAGCGCGCCGCUGCACUCUCGCAGGGGAUUGUCGGCGGCCCCAGCCGAGCCCCGCGGGAGCCGUGCCUCCCCGGCUCCCGGGCCGCGGCGGCGGCGAGCGGGCAGGCGUGCGGACGGGCGCACAGCCCGGACGGCGGGGCCGGCAGUGCGCCCCGCGCCCCAUGGAUAUAGCAACAGGUCCAGAGUCGCUGGAGAGGUGCUUCCCCCGCGGACAGACCGACUGCGCCAAGAUGUUGGACGGCAUCAAGAUGGAGGAGCACGCCCUGCGCCCCGGGCCCGCCACUCUUGGGGUGCUUCUGGGCUCCGACUGCCCGCAUCCCGCCGUCUGCGAGGGCUGCCAGCGGCCCAUCUCCGACCGCUUCCUGAUGCGAGUCAACGAGUCGUCCUGGCACGAGGAGUGUUUGCAGUGCGCGGCGUGUCAGCAAGCCCUCACCACCAGCUGCUACUUCCGGGAUCGGAAACUCUACUGCAAACAAGACUACCAACAGCUCUUUGCAGCCAAAUGCAGCGGCUGCAUGGAGAAGAUUGCACCCACUGAGUUUGUGAUGCGGGCACUGGAAUGUGUGUACCACCUGGGCUGCUUCUGCUGCUGCGUGUGUGAGCGGCAGCUACGCAAGGGCGACGAGUUUGUGCUCAAGGAGGGCCAGCUGCUGUGCAAAGGUGACUACGAGAAGGAGAAGGACCUCCUCAGCUCCGUGAGCCCCGAUGAGUCCGACUCUGUGAAGAGUGAGGACGAGGACGGGGACAUGAAGCCAGCCAAGGGGCAGGGCAGCCAGAGCAAGGGCAGCGGUGACGACGGGAAGGACCCACGGAGGCCCAAGCGGCCCCGGACCAUCCUCACCACGCAGCAGCGAAGAGCCUUCAAGGCCUCCUUUGAGGUCUCCUCCAAGCCCUGCCGGAAGGUCCGGGAGACGCUGGCGGCAGAGACGGGCCUCAGUGUGCGUGUGGUCCAGGUCUGGUUUCAGAACCAAAGAGCAAAGAUGAAGAAGUUGGCGCGGAGGCAUCAGCAGCAGCAGGAGCAGCAGAACUCCCAGCGGCUGGGCCAAGAGGUCCUGUCGAGCCGCAUGGAGGGCAUGAUGGCCUCCUACACGCCGCUGGCCCCGCCGCAGCAGCAAAUCGUGGCCAUGGAGCAGAGCCCCUACGGCAGCAGCGACCCCUUCCAGCAGGGCCUCACGCCGCCCCAAAUGCCAGGUGACCACAUGAACCCCUAUGGGAACGACUCCAUCUUCCACGACAUUGACAGCGAUACCUCCUUAACCAGCCUCAGCGACUGCUUCCUGGGCUCCUCGGACGUGGGCUCCCUGCAGGCCCGCGUGGGGAACCCCAUCGACCGGCUCUACUCCAUGCAGAGUUCCUACUUCGCCUCCUGAGAGCCAGCCAGGCCGCUUGGACGCUUGGGCAAGGGUCCAGGGGUGGGCGGCAGGCCCCAGCAGCCAGCCUUGCCCUCCCGGCCCUGCUGCCCGCACAGACUCGAAAGACAGCCAUACGGUGCCCUCUCCUCGGCCAGCCGGGCCUGGCUGAAGUGCCCCUUGGGCACGGCCGGGUGGGCAGACACGUGCAGCCUGAGCAGGGGCUGUGUCCUGCCCACAGAGACCUUGUCACCCCCAGGGACCCAGAGCUCUCGACAGCCACUUGCCUCCCAACCCCACCUUGGCCUCCAUCGCCUCCUUCCCUCUCCCUGUCUCUUUUUUGGGAAGCUUAAAUUCUCUCUAUUUUUUUAAAUGUCCUCUCUGUGU